AUGCGGUUCCUAUGCCUCUGCGGUGCCUAUGGCAGCUCCGAUAAAUUCCAAGUGCAACUCGCCCCGAUCGUGAGCGAGCUGACGUCGGACGACACGGCAUCCUUCCACUUUGUCCACGGGCCCUGCGUGGCCAAGCCCCCCGACGGCUUCAACGAAUACUUUGGCAAGCCGCCCUACUACCGCUUCAUCGAGCCGGACGAGGACACCAAGGACACGGCGUCGGACGACAUCCUGGACCGGAUCCGGGACUUUCCCGAUGGCGAGACGCCCGAGGACACGAUGCGCGAGCUCAUGACCGAGGGGCUGGCCACCAGCCACCGGUCCUUCCACGCUGCGCUCCGGUACCUGGUCGACAUUAUGGACAAGGAGGGACCCUUUGACGGCAUCAUCGGCUACUCGGAGGGCGCGACGGUCGCCGCGACGUUGCUGCUGCACGAGCAGAGGCGGUUCAAGAAGAAGAGGAUCCAGCCCAUGUUCAAGUAUGCCAUCUUCUUUGCCGGGUGGCCACCCGUCGACCCGGAGUCGCACUGGAUGAUCUUGGCGGACGAGAGCGACGAGAUGAUCACCAUCCCAACCUGCCACAUCAUCGGCUCCCUCGACCCCUACGUCCACGGCUCCAUGGCGCUGUACAAUGUCUGCGAUCCCGACACGGCGUACUUGUUUGAUCACGCCAAAGGACAUACCUUGCCGCGCGACAAGGAUACCGUCAAGGAGUUGGGUGACGUGGUCAGGGCUGCAAAGAAAGAAUAUCGGAUCGGGCUGCGCUAG
This is a messenger RNA of Pyricularia oryzae 70-15, 768 nucleotides long. RefSeq lists its product as uncharacterized. The record is from RefSeq and is a predicted model, not a curated record. Bases 1 to 768 code for a protein of 255 amino acids. The transcript is spliced from 4 exons. Gene Ontology annotation, cellular component: cytoplasm; nucleus. NCBI's taxonomy places the organism in Eukaryota, Fungi, Ascomycota, Sordariomycetes, Magnaporthales, Pyriculariaceae.